Molecule: messenger RNA, 1083 nt
Organism: Paraglomus brasilianum
Lineage: Eukaryota; Fungi; Glomeromycota; Glomeromycetes; Paraglomerales; Paraglomeraceae
Source: the annotation of a GenBank genome assembly
AUGGCUCCAACAACUGCAUCUAACCCUCCCUUCUCAAUUAACGGAUUGAGAGCUAAGAAGAAGAAUGACCUGAUUGAGAACAUAGCAAACGACGAAACAUCACUACAAGUAAAAGGCGUAAUAAUAAUAAACGUCAACUCUACAUCUACAGAGAUUGCAUCCACGUUGGGCUUAGCUACAACCGGUCUUAAAACUGACUUGGAGAACAGGAUCAAGUUAUACUGCUUGAGCCAACAGCCCACCAUCAAUCACACAGUGGGAGACGCUUCUCCAGCACGUCGUCGGUCUGGUCGCAACUUCCCUCCCCCAGCACAUCAAGAAGCGGUGAAUGGAAACGGAUCUGAAGGUUUCGAGGUGCCUACUGAAAAACCGGAAAUCCAGGAUGUUCCGAAAGGGACAAUUCCACAGCCAUCAGUAGUAGAAAAUUCACAAGUGACGCCAAUUCCUAGAGAAACACAACCCAAGCCGGCAAGUGUAUCACCAUUGGAAUCUCUAAAAAGUUAUUUAAUGUUGAGUUCACCUCAACGCAUUGCUGAUAAUAUGCGCCAGGUUCGUGGAUCGACUUUAAAGGGAAAAGGGCGGGAAGGAUAUAUGGAAAGUGAAAGGAGAAAUUGGGGUUUUGCGAGUGUGGAUGAUAAGAAGGUAACGGAUUCCCAGUCGUUAGUUAAAGCCUUUUUGGUUACAGAAAUAGCGAUUUUUUUAUAUUCUGUGAUUGAAUGGAAAGCAGAAGCCAUCCCAAAUCCAGUUGACGAUUCUUAUUUUCCCGGUCCUGACCUCUCGGUCCUUUUAGACUGGCACGCAUUCUGGCGUCCACUUUUAAACUUUUUUGCUUUCCUAGUCUUUACCCCAUACCUGCUUUCUUAUAUCUUCAAUUUCGAACCGUCUCGGUUAUCAUACAAUCCACUCGCGUUUGCUGUGGCACAGGGCGCGAUGUUGGCUGUUUCUUCGGGGAAUUUUGAUUGGAGUGAAGACGUUCGUCAAUACAUACCUGAUGUUGUUGUUUAUGUGGGUGCCACAGUCGUGGGCUUGUUUGCUUUUUAUGAGAGCAUGUUGUUUAACGUUGUUACCAAGACGAAGGCUUAA